AUGGAAUGCGUAAAUCUAGGAAAACUUAUGAAUAAAAAUUGUGCUAUCAUUCUCCCAAACAAAACUUUAAUUACUUUUAAAGCAUUGCAUACUUAUUUCGGUAGGCUACCUAGGUCGAUUUACCUGGACUUGAGGACUUCGUUUAUUCAUAAAAAGACUGUUUUUGAGACAAAAGGUACAUUUGUCGUUCUCAAUAAAAGCCGUUUAAUUUGGUUAAGUAAAUGUGGUGUCAAACAAAAGAAGGUCAAUGAAAUCAGAUGUUUUGUAAUGCUAUUAGACUGUCCUGAAUACAAACAAAAGCAUCAUACUGGAGCAAAAUAUGUAUCACAGACGUAG
This is a messenger RNA of Echinococcus granulosus, 336 nucleotides long. RefSeq lists its product as hypothetical. Bases 1 to 336 code for a protein of 111 amino acids. Lineage: Eukaryota; Metazoa; Platyhelminthes; Cestoda; Cyclophyllidea; Taeniidae. The record is from RefSeq and is a predicted model, not a curated record. The transcript is spliced from 3 exons.